Molecule: messenger RNA, 714 nt
Organism: Lathyrus oleraceus (garden pea)
Lineage: Eukaryota; Viridiplantae; Streptophyta; Magnoliopsida; Fabales; Fabaceae
Product: secreted RxLR effector protein 161-like
Exons: 1
Coding region: 1-714 (237 amino acids)
Source: RefSeq, a predicted model, not a curated record
AUGUUGGAUUCUUAUAUUGAGGGUGAAAAUGUAGAUGCUACAAUGUUUAAACAGUUUGUUGGCUCAUUGAGAUAUCUUUGUAACACCAGAUCUGACAUCUGUUAUUCAGUUGUAAUGUUAAUUAAGUUUAUGAACAAACCAAAGUGGUCACAUUACCAAGCGAUUAUUAAGAUUUUGAUAUAUAUUAAGGGGACUUUGAAGUAUGGAUUGUUAUUCCCUUCUGGUGUUAAGUCUAAAUCAGAAUUGAUGUGCUAUUUAGAUUCUGAUUGGUGUGGAGAUAGAGUUGACAAAAGAAGUACUUAUGGAUAUUUUUUCAAGUAUCUAAGAGGUCUUAUCUCUUGGUGCUCCAAGAAGAAACAAAUGCUUGCAUUGCUAACCUGUGAAGUUGAGUGUAUUGCAGGUGCUUUGUCUGCGUAUCAAGCUAUCUGGCUUAUGAAUUUGUUGCAGGAUCUGAAGAUCAAAGACAACAAGCAUGUGAAGUUGAUGAUUAACAACAAAUCAACCAUAAGCCUUGCCAAAAAUCCAAUGUUGCAUGGAAGAAGCAAGCAUAUUGACACAAAGUUUCAUUUUUUGAGAAAUCAGGUUCAUAAUGGAGUGCUAGAAGUUGUGCACUGUAGCACUCAGAAGCAACUUGCAGAUGUUCUGACUAAAACUAUCAAAACUGAACAUUUUGUCCACUUGCGGGAUGAAAUUGGAGUUGUAGAUUUUAAUUAG